This is a messenger RNA of Fusarium falciforme, 849 nucleotides long. RefSeq lists its product as hypothetical. NCBI's taxonomy places the organism in Eukaryota, Fungi, Ascomycota, Sordariomycetes, Hypocreales, Nectriaceae. The record is from RefSeq and is a predicted model, not a curated record. The transcript has 2 exons. Bases 1 to 849 code for a protein of 282 amino acids.
AUGGCCAACCGAGACUUCUUCUUCUUCUACGCACCCACCUGGGAUUACCCGCCAGGCGGUCCAAUCAAGCUGGGCAAUGUCAUCACGUCUGUCAAGAACCCCCAUCGACCCCUCUUCUGCUCUCCGCCGCCCGAGGAAUCGGACGUCUUUAGGACUGAGAAGAAGAGCGUCCAGUACACCAAGGAGAAGCUGCGACGCGGCAAGUUCUCCAUCUUGACCAAGUUCCUCAGCGUUCUCGGGUUCGGUAUCGAUAUUGGCGCUGAGAUAGACCGGAGUGACGAGGAAACAUUUGUCUUUGAUACACUCGAGACGACGCAGUUCAUCCCAACUCCAUCAUAUGUCCAGACUUGCGUCGAAUCCAAGAAUGUCCGCCACUUUCUAGAGUCUUCCAAGUACCGCAAUCCCGUCUACAUCAUAACGGGCCUCAAAGUUGUCACAGGCGCUCAAGCCAACACGAUCAAGUCUCGAUCCGUGGGCGGCGCUGUUGGUGUGGAAGUAGAUGCUACCAUAUGGACUGGAGCAGCUGUUCCCGUCGGCGGUGGUCCUGGGGUGGAGGCCGAGGUCGGCAACAAGGUAAGUACCAUAUGGGAGGGCAGCAGUGACUUUGUGUUUGCGUUCCGCGUGAGCAAGGUCCGGGUGACAGGUCAGGGCCUGACCGAGGAGGAUCACCGUAAAGGAGCCAUGUUCGAGAGGGAGUAUACGAAGCCGAAAGACCCACAGCUAUCUGUGUUGGGGGUUGAACAGCCAGAUGCGCAGGCUGAAGGGUUUGACUUGGAGGAGCUGAUGGAUGAUGAGGAAGUGGUUUUCUGCGCCAUCCCAAGGAAGGAAGACUCUGACGACGACUGGUAG